Ipomoea triloba (trilobed morning glory) is the source of this 664-nucleotide messenger RNA. RefSeq lists its product as uncharacterized. The record is from RefSeq and is a predicted model, not a curated record. Lineage: Eukaryota; Viridiplantae; Streptophyta; Magnoliopsida; Solanales; Convolvulaceae. Bases 41 to 550 code for a protein of 169 amino acids. The transcript has 2 exons.
CUCAGAGACUGAGAGAGAGGAGUGGCGGAUGAGAUGAGACAUGGCUGUUUCGUGUCUAUCUCUGUUUCUCUCUCCACCGUCGUCGCCGCCGCUGCUGCCACCACUUAAACCGCUUCAAUCGCUCACCGUCUACAGCUCUCGUAUCUCACCUCUCUUCCCUGUAACUUCACCAUCCAAACUUUCCUCCAAGAAGAUUUCCCAUUCUCGCCGGAAUGGAGGGAGAAUCUCUGCUUUCUCGGAGAAUUUUCUGCUCUCAGAAGCAGACGCGGUCCUGAAUUCCCCGGAAAUAGCUUCGACGGCCGAUGGCGGAACGUCAUCCGUCAUAUCAACACUGCUUUUGAUUGCUUUCGUCGGCUUAUCCGUUCUCACUGCCGGGGUUGUCUACAUAUCUGUGACAGAUUACUUGCAGAAGAGGGAGAGUGACAAGUUUGAAAAGGAAGAGGCAGCUAAGAAGAAGAAGAAGAGUGGGAAAAAGGGGAAGAUUGUAAGUAGAGCUAGAGCUGGACCAAGAGGCUUUGGGCAAAAGAUUGUUGAAGAAGAUGAUGAUUGAUGUUAUCAAAUUGCAACCUUUUUACAUAUGUUUAUUCUUCUCUUUGGGCACUAUUUUCCAAUGUUCAUUCCAAUUCAAUUCGGUUAAUGAAAAUGGAAAUUAUUAUAUGGACUC